ACAGAACAUCAAGUCAUGGAUAAAAAUGAGCUGGUGCAGAAGGCCAAACUGGCCGAGCAGGCUGAGCGAUAUGAUGACAUGGCAGCUUGCAUGAAGUCUGUAACUGAGCAAGGAGCUGAAUUAUCCAAUGAGGAGAGGAAUCUUCUCUCAGUUGCUUAUAAAAAUGUUGUAGGAGCUCGUAGGUCAUCUUGGAGGGUCGUCUCAAGUAUUGAGCAAAAGACGGAAGGUGCUGAGAAAAAACAGCAGAUGGCUCGAGAAUACAGAGAGAAAAUUGAGACCGAGCUCAGAGAUAUCUGCAACGAUGUACUGUCUCUUUUGGAAAAGUUCUUGAUCCCCAAUGCCUCACAAGCAGAGAGCAAAGUCUUCUAUUUGAAAAUGAAAGGAGACUACUAUCGCUACUUGGCUGAGGUUGCUGCUGGUGAUGACAAGAAAGGGAUUAUGGAUCAGUCACAACAAGCAUACCAAGAAGCAUUUGAAAUCAGCAAAAAGGAAAUGCAACCUACGCAUCCUAUCAGAUUGGGUCUAGCCCUUAACUUUUCUGUGUUCUAUUAUGAGAUUCUGAACUCCCCAGAGAAAGCCUGCUCUCUUGCAAAGACAGCUUUUGAUGAAGCCAUUGCUGAACUUGAUACAUUAAGUGAAGAGUCAUACAAAGACAGCACGCUAAUAAUGCAAUUACUGAGAGACAACUUGACAUUGUGGACAUCGGAUACCCAAGGAGAUGAAGCUGAAGCAAGACUGUUAUGGAUUUAA
Molecule: messenger RNA, 750 nt
Organism: Choloepus didactylus (southern two-toed sloth)
Lineage: Eukaryota; Metazoa; Chordata; Mammalia; Pilosa; Megalonychidae
Product: 14-3-3 protein zeta/delta-like
Exons: 1
Coding region: 16-750 (244 amino acids)
Biological process (GO): signal transduction
Cellular component (GO): cytoplasm
Source: RefSeq, a predicted model, not a curated record